UCCAACAGCUUUUGCGGACUGAGUAUACUGAGUAUAGGGAGAAAACCCGGGGGUAUGGAAUGAUGUGAAGUACGAAGAGCUCGAGCUGUCAACACAUUAUGAAAAUGGAUUGAUUUGAACGAUGAUAUACGAUAAUAUCGUUUCUCUUGAAUAGCCUUUCCACAUGGAAUGUUUUUGUCUUUGGUAUAUUUUUUAUGUCAGAUGAAUGUGUGCAUAAACUUUACCGUAAUGUUUCGGAUGCUUUGAUGCAUAGACACUAUUUUUGGACCCUUUCACGGAUAUCGUUUAACAGGACGGGACGCUAAGUCUCACAUCUGUUCUUUUCAGAUAGGAGACAUGGACCCCCUCCCAGAGUACUCCCUUUUCCUGGUGAGGAUCCUGGAGGAGCUGGACAGCAAGCACCGCACCGUGUCCUACCAGGACCUGUGUAAGUCCCUGUGUGCCCGCUUCGACCUGGUCCACCUGGCCAAGCUGCGGAGCCUGCUCUUCUACACGGCCUGCCUGGACCCUGCCUUUCCCGCCACCCUGUUCAGGGACAAGAUGCGCUGCUCCGUGGAGGACCAGCAGUCCAAGAAGCUGAUGGUGGCUGCGGACAUCGUCACCAUGUUCAACCUCAUCCAGAUGAACGGGGGCAUUGCCAAAGACAAGCUGCCCAUGGGGCACAGACCCAAGUUCCACAAGAACCAGUCUUUCGAGUCAUGUAGGUCAGACACAGAGGUUUAUAAGUUCCAGGACUGCGAGAGGGGAGGGUACGACCACAUGGACCAUCCCAGGGGGGUGCAUCACCACCUCCCCCUGCCCCAGAACACCCCCCCCUGUCCUACAUCGGAUUGCAACAACUGCCAGCAGUUCAUCCCCACCUCCGACCCUAACUUCCUGUUGGGCGUCAACAAGGAUUUGAAAUGUAGAGCAGCAUCGCUGGACAAGCUGCAGCAUCUGCCUCAGUACUCCAGCGGCAGCCCUCCGUCACCGCCCUGCAGGAUGCAGAGCACCUAUUUUCCCAUGGACAUCGACAGUGAGUCCACCACAGACCAGGACUCUCUGCAGCACAUCAACCAUGCAGAGCCUUUUACCGUCCACUCCUGCAUCCAGAAGAGAAACAUCUUCAAGGAGGACUUUCACAACCUCCAAGCAUUCUCUCCACAGGUUGUUACCUCAGAGUCCAAACUUGCCAGUAAAGCCAGUGGAGGGUACCACCGGAGGGAACUCCACAAACCUACAACUUUCUUCAACCACAGCUUUGAGCUGCCCUACAGCAACCCCUAUUUUGAUCCCCCCCUCAGCUCACCCAUCCAGGAGAAACGACGAGCAAAGCACGAGAGUCUGGAUGACCUCCAAGCAUCUACGUAUUUUGGGCCAACAACAGUCUCUGAGUGUGUGAACACCCGUAGAGUCAGUAAACCUGGGAAGCAGCCAUCUUGGCCGGUGAAGAGCCUGAGUCUGAACACAGAGGAAGGUCCUCCGGACUUCGAGAGGUCUUUUCUCAACAGCAAACCGCUGAAAGACAACUACCGCCAUAACGUCAGUGUAAUCAACAAAGACAAUGAGCAGAAUUUUCAGAACGCCAAGGAGAAGGUGACUGCCUCCCCUUUAGGGUUUGCGAAGAAAACCAAUGGGCUGAAGAGCAAGGAUGUAGCCUCUAUGGGGUGUGGGCCAGACCGAGUUGUGGAGAAAAGAGAGUUGGGGAAAAGGUUCAGAGACAAAACUACCCACAGCACCUCUUUCCAGGGAAGCAACAUAGACUGCUCAUCCAGUAUUGGAACUCAGACAGAGCAGGCAGAGCAGAGGAAACUGAAAGAGUACGCGUCUAGAAAUGCUAAGUAUGGCGAGAGAGAAAGACACCCCUUCAAACAGUCAGAUGAAGACUCGGAGAUUGUUAGCGACGAUAUUAGCGAUAUAUUCCGUUUCCUUGAUGACAUGAGUGUGUGUGACUCUCUGGGCAUCAUCCAGUCCUCCUGCUACAACAGUAACGGAUCAAUCUCUCAGUUGACAUUGAAGUCGGACGGCGACAGUUCUCCCGAACGCAACACAGUCAAACUGGCCAAGUCCAAGCUGGACCGACUGUUUAACUCCCUGGAGAGCACCGACGACGAGCUGAAGUCCAGCGUGUGUAAGCUGGUGAUGAGGAUCGGAGAAAUCGAGAAGAAGCUGGAGUCUCUGUCAGGGGUGCGAGGGGAGAUCUCCCAGGUGCUCUCCAAACUCAACAAGCUGGACGACAAGAUCCAGGAGCCCGAGACCAAUGGGAGGCCUGGGGACACAGCGUCUGCCUCGGGCUCCAACCCCACCCCAGACCACCUCCACCCCCACCAAGACCCCACCCUCUCCCCACAUGUGUUCCAAUGCCACACCACAGGCCACACCAUCAAGGGGGACAGUGGCUCCGGGGAGUGGUGCUGCUCGGACGGCAGUAACAGCGAGAGCCUGCGGGUGAAAGCCCUGAAGAAGAGUAUGUUCACCCGGAGGUCCUCGCGCUCGCUCAACGAGGAGAACAGCGCCACAGAGUCAAAGGUCGCCAGCAUCACCAAUUCCCCGCGCGACUGGAGGACAGUGUCAUAUUCUAACCACCCCGGAGACGAGUGCAAAGACAAGGACCGUAACAGGGACCAUGACAGGGACAGGGACAGGGAGCGGGACAGAGACAGAGACAACAAGGACAGACACAGGAAAGCCAAAGAGUUGGAGCGUGAGCGUCAGUACGAGAUCCCCCAAGCCCAUCGCUCCUCCAAGCCCCCCAAGGACUCCUACCUGGUGGAGCAGGUGUUCUCCCCGCACCCCUUCCCACCCUCCGUCAAGUCUCACAUGAAGGGGAGCCCCCUGUACACAGACCUGCGGCUGACCGGCCUGUCUGAUGGCAAACGAGGACAGCCCUCCUGGACCAUCGAGGAAUACAAACGCAACUCUGGAGAGAAGGGCAAGCAGCUCACAGCUCUGAACCUGCAGACCCAGGAAUCUCUGAACCCCAACAACCUGGAGUACUGGAUGGAGGACAUUUACACACCCGGAUACGAUUCGCUGCUCAAAAGGAAAGAGGCAGAGUUUCGCAGAGCUAAAGUGUGUAAGAUUGGAGCUCUAAUUGCUGCAGCAGCCUGCACGGUCAUCCUGGUCAUCGUGGUGCCCAUAUGCACCAUGAAGACAUGAAGCACAGGAGAGGCUGCUCUCAGCAGGACUCUCUAGUCAUGCUCCUCUGUCCCCCACAAAGCAGCGAGGACACAGCCACACAGCAUGGUCACACCUCCAACUGACCAUGUGAUAGGGUAGGCUAUUUUGAAAGGUUGAAGCAUAUUUAAGUGUUUCAGACCCAUGUUUUUCUUUAUACGGUAUUGGUUGUGUUAGAGAAGAUGAACAUGAAACAUUCUUUGAAUUCAGAUGAAAGUCGGUUUUUUCUAUAUAUCAUUGCCUACUGUAUAGUGAAAUAAUGUAUUGACUCUCAAGAUGGCUAUUGUACAGUAGCAAUGUAAAUGGCAAAUACACAAUGUAUUUAUUUUACAGUGAUGAUAUCUUUCUUUGCGUAAAAUGUUUCCCGAGGUUAAACAUUUAUUUGUUUGACUUUCCAGUUGGGAGAUGGUAAACUACAUUACCAUGGUUAAUGGUUGACAACUGGAUGUGUUUGGUAACCAGUGUAUGAUAUUUUAUUUUAGUAUAAUUGCAGUAUAAUGUAUUUUAAUGAGAGUUAUUUUUUAUGAAUUAUCUGGUAGAAUGUGCUGAGUGCAAACAAGAUUUAUUUCUGUCAUCGAUAACAGGAGUUUUAAUCCAUGGGAUUAAUCAAUGGGAACUAAUUUUUCUAUAUAGAAACAAUUGGAGGUACUAGUUAACCAUAGUUGUAUAAUGGUACAUAGAAAUGUUCAAGUACAAUACUGUAAAGUCAACUUGAAUGUAUUGGAAAAUAACACCAAAAGAUGGAGAAAAUCUAUGUUUCUUGCAAGGUAUUGAAUGUUUGUUUGCCUCACGCUGUGUGACAACUAGCCAACAGCACGUUGCUGUUUAUCUCAAAUGCUGUUUCUUAUUCUUUGCCUUCUAGGUCAUUUAUUCAGUGAAUACUUGAAGUUUCCCUCCACAGUUGAGGAGCCCAGCUCACCAGGGAGGCGAGUGGUAUUGGUUUAGUCAGCAGUAUUGACUGGCCCACCCUGCAGGCUCACAAACCCCCACCCCCAAAACACACACACACACACCUCAUCCCUACCCAGCCAUCAUCUCCCAGAAGGCCUUAGCACCACUGAAUGCAAACUGCCUACUUGCGGCCAUGUCCCAGUAUUUAGGAUUAGCUUUCUUGUCUACUUGUAUCUGCCUCCUUCAUGACAACUGAUGUAAGUGGGCAGGACAGAUAUUUGACACGGUCCAGGUGAAUGAUCUAUUCUACCUAUCCCUUUCCUCUCCAGAUGUCUAUUAUUUUAUUGGUCUAUAUGAGUCUCUAUAAAGAUAGAAGUAUCUGACGAGCAGCCAUAGCCCUCGAGUCAGGAUCGCUGGGAUUAGACAGCGGUCUCACUUGCGUUGAUAGGAAGGAGAAACCUCACCAGAGUGCAAGCUUUACAAUAACGUCGCAACUCCUAGACUUGGUUCCACUUUUUACCUACUUUUUCCUGAGCUUAGAAUCUGUUAACACUGAAAGGAUAGAAGCCCGAAGAGACCCUGACAAAGGACCAGGGAGAAGAACAGAUUUCCCUGUUCACUGUACCAAGUCCUCAACUGUUGUAGUUACUGUUCAAUGUAAACCAGGGGCUACAACGCCAAGUCAAGCCAGGCAAAACCAAGUCCUCAAAUCCUGUUGUUUGUCAGCUGAUGUUUCUGUCUCUCUAGGGCAUACUGAAGUGGACGCUUGUUGCACUGUUACCAACAGUAGGUGCUGUGUUAUUGACUGGGUUAGUGUAAUCUGACCAGGAGAGACCAGACAGUAGAGGAUUUGCCAGCAGCGGGACUAGGAGCCUUGGCACCCUGGAAAGGUCUGUAUAUAGUGCAGGUUGGAGGCACAUCAUGUGGACAGGUGUUCAUCUGGAAUAUAACUACAAUAAAAGCUAACUGU
Messenger RNA from Osmerus eperlanus (European smelt), 5017 nucleotides. RefSeq names its product membrane integral NOTCH2 associated receptor 1 (gene minar1). The transcript has 5 exons. Lineage: Eukaryota; Metazoa; Chordata; Actinopteri; Osmeriformes; Osmeridae. Bases 337 to 3138 code for a protein of 933 amino acids. The record is from RefSeq and is a predicted model, not a curated record. Gene Ontology annotation, biological process: negative regulation of cell population proliferation; negative regulation of TOR signaling. Gene Ontology annotation, cellular component: plasma membrane.